AUUCCUUUCCGCGUAGCUGACUGACGCUAAAUUGGGUAUUUCCGACUUUCAAGACGUUUUGAACGCAACUUUGGAACGGAACCGGAUGUGCUACUUGUUUUUGUAUGUAACGUUACUUUGGAAGGUGUUAACAGCAGUAAUGGCGCAUUGCGCGAAGCUGCUUCUUGCCGUUUAACCGGCUGGAGUUUUCGAACAAAUUGGACACCAUUGCCGGCGACAUGAAUCCAUCUAACCCAUUUGGAAUUCCACAAGAUGUAGGUUUCCAAGCGACGAGCAACACUAACACCAGUUUGUUCCAGUCAUUUGGACAGCAAACCCCCAGCGGUGUACCUCAGAAUGUGGGCAAUUUUCACUCAUCAGCGUUUAGCCUACCAUCGGCCUCAAAACUGCCCGGGACGAACAUGUUUGGACAGGGCCCUUCAUUUGGGCAGCAAUCACCACAAACAUCAUCGCUUCCCAGCCAUACUCCAGCUUUUACGGUGGGAGCAACGAACUCGGGCUUUGCUAGCAGUGCAGCUCCAGCUUUUGGGUCAGUUAGUGGACCGAGCCAGAGUUCAGCUUUUGGAAAGACGCCUGCAUUUGGUCAGCAGGCUGCAUUUGGUCAGGACCCAAGUUUUGGACAGCCAUCUUCAGGUUUUGGACAAAAGCUCUCAGGCUUUGGACAGCAGGCUCCAGGAUUUGGAACCACGCAACUGGCCUCUAGCGCCACAACUUCUUCAGGGCCACCUCAGCAGAUAGGUUUUGGACAGUCUGUAUUUGGACAACCACCAACUACCACUGUUGCCAGUAGCGUGUUUGGUACGACUCAGACCCAGGUCAAAGGAUUUGGAUCAGAAUUCAGUUUUAAGCCCGCCAGGGAAGUUCUUUUCAAACCCAUCUACAGUGGCAGUCCUGAGCCCUCUAACCCUCAAACCACAUCACUGUCCAGCUUACCUUUUGGCAGCACCACAGAAAAGGUCAGUUUCAGCACUGCUGCUAGUAGCAGCACCACCACCGGCUUCUCGGGAGCAAAGUCUGGGUUGCUGGGCUUCAGUUUCUCUCAGCCUGCUGCUGCUCCAUCCCUUCCAGUCCAAAACAACCCACUAACAACCAUCAAUAACAGCGGUCUGCAGUUCACCUUUUCCCAACCCGCUGCACCCUCUAGUUCCAACACCAAUGCACCCAUCACCCAGCCCAAAACACCAUCCACUUUCAGCUUUUCAACCAAAACCCUCCAACCCCAGACGGCACAACUUUUUGGAGGAACCGGUGUUGUUCUACCCUCCGCUUUCGUCGACAAUAAAUCUAAAGCAGAGUCGACUUUGGACAAUAAAAUGAGCCAGGAGGGUGACACAAAUGUCUUUGCACAAUUUAGAAAAGGUACGAAGCGUAAAGAAGAGCCUGCACCAACUGUGUCCAGUGCUACUCUCGAAGCUGUUGCAGAGGAGGACGAAACAUCAGAAACCGCUUCACUGAGACAGCCCCCAAAGAGGCCUCUGAUGAGGUCUCGUGCCCCUAUGGGGUUAUUCACCAGAGCACUAAGUGGACUGCGAAAAGCUGUGGCCAAUCCAGUUAGACAAGAGGCAAAGGAGCCUCUGCCACAGAAACAACAGCAAGAGGAGCUGAUGAGCGAGCAUUCCAAAGUACUGCAUGAAAACCUGACUGCUACCACAUCUGCGGUACAAACUCUGAGCCCUGAGAUACCGGAAAAAGCCGAACAGUCAGAUAUACCACACCCCCAAGAACUGAUGGCUAAAACCAAGACGCCAGUGAGAGCUGCCGAACGAAGCGAGAGCUUGGACAGCCUCAGCGGAAUGUGUCCCACUGACUGCACUACCAUUCAGUGCAAGAAUAUGCCUCCGGCCCUCAACAAAAGGGACAUCAUCCAGAAGCAUUUUUCUCGCUUUGGCAAAGUCUGCAAGGUGUACUGCCGGCCUGCUCGGAACACAGCCGUCGUGCACUUCGACAACCAUGCAUCUGCAGCCAAAGCUAAGAAGAGAGGGAAACUCCUGCAUCAUCAUGAACUCCUCCUCUUGUGGCAGAGAAAGAAACAAAGUCCAGGGGAAAAAAGCAGUAGACCUGUGGCAAGAAAAGAGGAGGAUGAGGGCAAAAAUCAGGACAACGCAAAUUUCAAGGUGUCAUCUCCUCUCAGAAGACCUCUACUCAGCAGUACCUUCAGCCGCAGCUCACCAGUGAAGAAGCCACUGAUAGGCAAGACUCUUCAGUUUGACGCUAAACUUCAGAAAGAAAAUGUCACGAUGACUCAGUGGUCAGAGUGCCUCGUCCCCCUUAUCGGCAUUGUGGCUGAGACAUCCGAGGACAAGUACCGCCUUCUCGAGCAGAGGGACAAAAUUCUGCGGCAAGGUCGACCCAAAGGUAUGGACGUGGACCUCUCUAAGGUGUUUGUCGGAACAUGUCCCGACAUGUGUCCAGAGAAGGAGCGAUACAUGAGGGAAACAAGGAAUCAGCUCAGCAUAUAUGAAGUCCUCCCCAACACAGAGAUGGUGGAUCACGCAGCCUCAAUUAAAGAGUACAGUCGUUCAUCUGCUGACCAGGAAGAGCCCCUUCCCCAUGAGUUACGCCCCUUGCCAGUACUCGGCAUGACCAUGGACUAUCUGGUCACUCAGAUCAUGGACCAGGGUCAUGACAGCUUGCGAGAUUGGUAUGAUUUUGUUUGGAACAGGACCCGGAGCAUCCGAAAGGACAUCACCCAGCAGCAUCUGUGCUGCCCACACACGGUCUCACUGAUCGAGAAGUGCACACGCUUCCACUUGCAUUGCGCACACCAUCUCUGCGAAGAGCCAAUGUCCGUUUUUGACAUUAAGAUCAACAACGAGAACUUGACAAAGUGCCUGCAGAGCCUGAAAGAAAUGUACGAGGACCUGAAGGACCGUCACAUCUACUGCCCCGGCGAAGCCGAGUUCCGCCAGUACUGUGUGUUGCUGCAGCUCAACGAUGGGGACAUCCUACGUGAGGUCCAACAAUUCCGUGAUGAAGUGCGCAACUCCCCCGAAGUGUAUUUUGCAGUGCAGGCAUUUGCCGCACUCAACAGCAACAACUUUGUGCGUUUCUUCAAGCUGGUGAAAAGAGCAUCUUACCUGGCUAGUUGCCUCCUCCACAGAUAUUUCAAUCAGGUCAGAGCAAAGGCAUUAAAAACCUUGACCAUUGCUCACACUGUGGGUCCACGGGCAACUGCUUUUCCACUGGAGGACAUUGUUCGGAUGUUGAUGUUCUGCAGUGCUAAAGAAGCAACUGACUUCAUCCAGCAGUACAGCCUCAAUGUCAGCGAGGGUGUGGUCGAUCUGAAUCGGAUAGCCUAUCAGGAGCCAGAGCUGCUAUCCCAGAAGAAGUCAGAGAUCAUUCAGGCUAAAAAAAAAACGUUGACUGGUGAAGUUGUGAAUGGAGGCCCCCUCCCCAGUCCUCCCCAGCAUAAACCUGUCUGCACCUUUGACUCCCAGAACAAGUACAGAGGAGAAGGCCCUCUGGCUGAGCCUGCACCCAAUCCAUUUAAAGCCAUUGCUCCCAAGGUGGAGGUUAAGGCCCCACCCAGCGUGCAGUUGCAAACACAGGAUUCGCCAGUCAGGCAUCCUGAUGUCCCCAAUGUUUUUGGGCUGAGACAAGCCGUUCCAGAAAAGACAGAGUCAAGCGAUUCCUUAAACAGUUUGGCCCUCCAGGCUGGAGCCCAGCAACUAUUCCAGCCUCCACCACAGUCUCCACCUGUCAAAGCACCCGAACCGGAACCUCAGCCAGUGUUCAGCGAUGAGGACAUUCUGGCUGAAGUGGACUCAUUGAUUGACGAAAUGGUUGGGAUGUCUGCGAUGGAGGUAGCUGCUGAUGGAGCCAGUUAUGCCACAACAGCUCUUGGUGAAAGCAGUGUGCAGGCUGGAUCCGUACUGGAUGAGGUUUUAGAAGAAAUGCUGCAAGAAUUGUCCUCUAUCGAGGUCCAUCUAGAACAAGAGCGUGUCGCUGAAGAGAAACGCAGGAUUGAGGAAGCAAGGAGGAAACGGGAGCACGAGGCCUUCUUGGCCAAGUGCAGACUUUCUUUAUACACAGAGAUCAUGGGGGAAGUAUUAGAUGAGACUGUCAAGGAGACUGCCACCACAGUGUUGCAACAUGCAGUGGAUGAGAAAGCACGUUGUGUUGCUAAAUGUUCUCAAGAUGUCUGCACUGGUCUAAUUGAGGAGACUUUAGAAGCAGAUAUUGCUCUGCUGGUCGGAGAAGUCCUUGCGGCUGAGCUGCAGCGUGCUCACAAGUACAUCAAAAGGUGGCGUGAUGUGGUAGCAGUGCGCCGGCAGCUGAAGAGACAGAUGAGAGGCUUCCCAGCAGCUCCUUGCUUCGUGGACCCUCACUUCAAAUUAAAGGCGCUGGCUCCAAGUGCUCCGGCACAGCAGUCCAUAGAGGAUCUGACUCGUGGGAUGGUAAACCUGGGAAACGCAGGAAGGUUAUCGCUGUCCAGCACCAGGGUGUUGAAAAUGAGACAUUUGGCAGUCCACCAGAUGAGAGUCCAGUAUUUCUAUCAGCACCUUCUUGAUGAGUUAGUGUGGGCGCCACUUGACCUGCCAACACUGGUAAUGGAAAAUCUCCACAACCCACCUGAUAGAAUCUUCUGGAAAGCUGUUGUCCUAUUACCGAGUGACCAUGAAAGUGUAGCCAGCCUGGCAGACAGGAUUCUGUCCGAUUGGCUCGAAGCGAAGCUUGGCGGCGGCCAGGGUUCAAAGUUCAUGGAGGAACAGCGGGAUGGCACAUUGCAGACCCUCUGCCUGUCCAACACCAUAAAGGACAAUGGACACCGCACCCAUAACGUCCAUGUCAGCAUCAAGGUGUCCAGAGGUCCGCUGACUGCAGAUGGCUUAUCUAAAAUGGAGGAGUGCUGUGAGCUGCAGGGGGCAGGAGCUCUGAUCACGUUGCUGCCCGCACUGCCCGUCUCGGAGCCCGAUCGUGACGGGCGGGACGUCCCUCUGCUCUCGGCCCUGCUUCAGCUCAAACAGUUGCAGCAAGCCAGCACCUGGCACUGCCCACUGCCUCUGGUCAUUUUGGUGCCAGGCCCUGACCGUGGCACCUGCAACACUCAACAACUUGCAGACGACCUGAUGCUGCCUAUGCUAAUAACGGAUGGUCUCAUAUCAGAAUACACAUUGUUGUUCAUACCAGAAACCACAAAUGAUAUGCAAGGAUCCAAACAGCUCAGCUGCGCUAUGCGUUGGCUUCUGCCCCGUGCACCUGCACCCAUCCCGCUCUCCUGCCAGACCCUGGAGCAGCUUGCAGAGGCCAGCCUGAGUCGUGAGUUCAGUCGCAGGGUUUCGGCUCACUGCCAGGAGCGUGCCGCCGCUGGGCUCCCUCCGCAGGAUCCCGCUCCCGUCAUCCAGCUGUACAACGCCGUCAUCAGUCACAUUGCCGACAAAGUGUCGUCGGAGGAGCUCUCCGUAAUCUCGUGGCCGCCCGCAGAGUUCUGCCUGCCUGAGACCGACGGAUUUGUUCCACAUCUGGGCUGGAACACUGGCCCACACCUGGCCUGGUUGCGUAAAACCGUCCUCAACUUGCAGCUGCCACAGUGGAGGAAUUCUUCGACCACAGACUCCUGGUCUGAGCUGUGCUCGGCCAUCUAUCGCUAUGCCGAUCAGCUCGUAGUGACACGCGGCAGCCAGCCCCUACUCAUGUCACGUCUGGAAAAUCUACUCGAGCGUGUCAGAAUUAAAGAGCACCACAGGAGAACUUCUGCUUCCAAGCGAAGCUUGAACUUCUGGCAUGAUGAUACUCACGAUGCCGUGUGUCCAGCAUUUUGUACCCAGAUCCCUUGGGUUGACGUGCUGGUCAUCUGCAUUGACCACAAACUCAAAGACUGGCAGCUCCCUGGACCACCCGUCUGUGAAGAUGCUAUGACAAAAGAUGGGGAGAUCCUGCUUUACUAUCUUAGCGAGUCAUCAAAGGGCUUCCACCCGCCCGCGGACUGGAUCGAGGCUGUCCGAAUGACUCACAGGGAGAAACAGCGAGAUGACAAAGGGACAAGUUCAGCUCCCUGCCCCACAGCCAACAGCCUGCCAAUCAGGCAGAUAUUGUUCCCGAGUUUGCUGGAGCCCCUGGAGGCUCAGGAAGCCCCUCUGGACAUCUCCCACGCCCCCAAAGCAGUAGAGGUGCUCACCCAUAAGGUGUUCCAGACUUUAGAAGAGGAGAAGGCUCAAAGCAGAAGGAGCACACAGCAGCUCCAGCGCUGGCUCGACGGUGGCGACUGUGUGGACAACUGGUCCACGCCGCUCCUCAUCCCAUCCUCCAUCUUGCUCUCCAUGCCCGCUUUUCUAAAGCACGGACCCUCAGGCAAGCCUUCGGGUGCUGUUUUCACUAAGGAAGCACACAGCUUUGUGCCACAGAAGGAAGACAAGUGGUCCCAGAGGAGUCGUUUGUCACUGACUGAGCGAGUGAAGGACCUUCAGCAGCAGGUUGAAGCAAGCCAAGAGGAAGAGUUGGCCUGCAAACUGAAACUGAGUGCGAUGAUGAGCAUUGUUGAAGACUGAGUGAAAAUACUUUGUUUUUAUAAGACCCUAGUUUUUUACGUUCUUUCAUUAUCAACUUAUGCGUUUGCAUUGAAAGUGUUUUAUGUGGAUUUGUGAUUUAUUAUUACAAACUUUUCUUUGACCAUACAUUAAAAGUGAAAACUGUAUUCA
Phyllopteryx taeniolatus (common seadragon) is the source of this 6638-nucleotide messenger RNA. It is a transcript of the gene mcm3ap, whose product is annotated as minichromosome maintenance complex component 3 associated protein. NCBI's taxonomy places the organism in Eukaryota, Metazoa, Chordata, Actinopteri, Syngnathiformes, Syngnathidae. Gene Ontology annotation, molecular function: RNA binding. The transcript is spliced from 29 exons. Gene Ontology annotation, biological process: mRNA export from nucleus. The record is from RefSeq and is a predicted model, not a curated record. Gene Ontology annotation, cellular component: nucleus; cytoplasm; transcription export complex 2. Bases 219 to 6488 code for a protein of 2089 amino acids.